AGCUGAGGGCGAGGGGUGGGGAGUGGGAAAGAUUUAGGAGAGAAGACGAAAGGAAUUCCUGGAUUUAGCCGAGCUUUCUCAGACGCAAACCCUGCUGUUGUCAGGGUGUGGAGAUGGCCUCUCCCUCUAGACAGGCUCCCCUUGGGGGAUCGGGACUGCUUCGGGGAAGCCGGACUCGUUCUUAUGGUAGCUUGGUGCAGUCUGCCUGCUCCCCGGUGAGGGAAAGACGCCUGGAGCAUCAGUUGGAGCCCGGAGACACCCUGGCUGGACUAGCACUCAAAUACGGGGUAACGAUGGAACAGAUUAAGCGUGUAAACCGCCUUUAUACUAAUGACUCCAUCUUCCUGAAGAAAACCCUCUACAUCCCCAUCCUGACAGAGCCAAGAGACCUAUUUAAUGGUUUGGAUUCUGAGGAAGAAAAAGAUGGAGAGGAAGAGGUACAGUUAAGUAAGGAUAAAGCUGGGCCACAUUCGGCUGAGAGGAAGAAGCAACAGACGGGUUCAGGACAUGCCAGUGGUGAAGUCCUCCCCAUACCUGGCCAGGAAAUCCCUACACCCAUUCAUGACCUCUCUGCCUCUGACUUCCUCAAGAAGCUUGAUUCACAGAUCAGCCUGUCAAAGAAAGCUGCAGCCCAGAAGCUGAAAAAAGGAGAAAGCAGGGCACCUGGGGAGGAUGCAUGUCCCCAUCUGAGCUCCCCUCGGAUGCAGCAACGAGCAGUCCUAGGUCCUCUGCCACUCACCCAGACCUCUCGGACCCAGACACUACGGGACCAGGAGGAUGAAAUCUUCAAACUCUGAUAUCCCCAGAACUGACUGAGACAAGCAAGAUGUUGAAGGAGCAACUUGAUGGGGAGAGGAGCCUGAGGUGAGGCUCGAAAACAUGGCUUCCCAGCCUGCCUCCCUCCACUCCUGCCGUCUUCCCCAGUUUCCCUGUCCAUCCAAGGGUUGCUUGACCUGGGGAAGUUUUACUAUUGACAAGAGUAAGGAAUGGGGACUUGAUCCCUUCUCAGUUUUUUGGCUGAAUCUAAAGUUUUUAUUUAGAUUCAAAAGGCUCUUUUUAUAUCCCUGCCUCCUUUCCCAUCCCUUUUACAAUUCCUUGGCCUUAGAGCAGGGAGGCAGGAACUCUCCCAGCCCCAAACUUCCUCCCCAUCCCCAACUAUGUUACAACUAUGUUAUCUAAUUUAUUUGGUGCUAUAUUGAAAUAAUAUUUAUUUGCUAUAUCUUAUUCCUUCCCACGUUUAGCUGGAAAAUAGGAUUUCUAUAGCCUCUGGGUGAGGGGAACCAAGAAACAGUGAGCCAGUGACUGCUGUUUCCCCACCUACUUAGCUGAGCAUGUUACUGGUGAUGGUCUAGUCCUACUGCAGAGAAUGGGGGACUAAGCCAGGCCUUUCUCCCAAUCUGAAAGUAAAGGAUUUAGGCUCAGCUUUGACUAACCAAUCCUCUAUAACUUCUCCACAACUCUUGUCUGAGAAAAAGCAAUGAUUUAGGGACCUGAACUCUCCAUCCACCACUUCACCCUUCUAAUCUGCUCCUCUGCUCAGCCUGUGGUGGGGCUGAGGAGAUGGAAGAGGACAGACUCCCCUUUUGUGGGGGGUCUCUUGUGAUACCCUCUCCCUACCACCCUACCAGAGCCUAUCUCUCUAUGGCUUGCUUCUCACUGCAUAUUUAUUUGUAAUUUGUAGCACUGAUCUGUGGUACAUUUUU
This is a messenger RNA of Choloepus didactylus (southern two-toed sloth), 1703 nucleotides long. It is a transcript of the gene LYSMD1, whose product is annotated as LysM domain containing 1. Lineage: Eukaryota; Metazoa; Chordata; Mammalia; Pilosa; Megalonychidae. Bases 114 to 797 code for a protein of 227 amino acids. The record is from RefSeq and is a predicted model, not a curated record. The transcript is spliced from 3 exons.